UACUUUAAGUCCUGGUGAUCACAUAAGUGCGAUAAAAGCUUAUAAGCCUGGCUUGGCUAUUGUUAAAGGUAAUGAAUAUUCUAUUGUUGGUCAACCAAGCAAAAAAGAAAUUGACGACAUAGAAGAAAAAUUAAGAAAUCUUGAUUUUAGUAAAAAUGCUGAAUUAAGUAAACGAGAUGAAGGUAGGUUAUUAAACGAAGUUCACAGUAUGUCCAAGCGAGUCUAUACUUAUUUAACAAGAAAUCCAGUAUUGGAUGAUCCAGCCAUCGAAAGUUAUUUUAAAAAUUCAGAAGAUAAAACUAAAAAAGCUUUAAGUGAAAUAAGAAAGGGCUAUAAGGAAUAUAAUAACAAUAACGGUACAGGACUUAAACAAAAAACUGCCGAAGCCAAAGGUGAAGCUUACCGAAUUCUUCGAGUGCAUAAACUAGAAGGGUUAGAUGAUAAAAAAAUAGAAGAAUGGAAUGAAAACAAAAUCCGUGAAAAGAUUAGAAGUUCUGAAGCCAUUGCUAAAGACUUAGAAGCUAUGUUAAGAGAAAUUUUAAAAG
Messenger RNA from Entrophospora sp. SA101, 545 nucleotides. Lineage: Eukaryota; Fungi; Glomeromycota; Glomeromycetes; Entrophosporales; Entrophosporaceae. The record is from the annotation of a GenBank genome assembly.